This is a messenger RNA of Sorex araneus (European shrew), 3661 nucleotides long. It is a transcript of the gene EPB41L4A, whose product is annotated as erythrocyte membrane protein band 4.1 like 4A. The transcript has 23 exons. Gene Ontology annotation, cellular component: cytoskeleton. The record is from RefSeq and is a predicted model, not a curated record. Gene Ontology annotation, molecular function: cytoskeletal protein binding. Lineage: Eukaryota; Metazoa; Chordata; Mammalia; Eulipotyphla; Soricidae. The coding region runs from base 366 to 2414 and encodes 682 amino acids.
UUCGCAGACGGGCGUCGCGCCCCGCCCAGGAGCCCGCCCCGCGUCCGUCGGCCCGGCUGGGCCCCGCGGUGACCCUCGCGCUGCCCGGGAGCGGAGCCGGCGAGCAAGUGGCCCCGGCACAAAGGAGCGGCCCAGUCUCGGCGGGGGACGGCUGGACCCGCGCGGGCGCCCCGGCGGGGUGUCGCCGCCCCGAGCGCGACUGUCCCCGGCGCCCCCGCGCUGCGGGGCACUUCUGCGGACCCGGGGCUGGGGGCGCGCCCGCACCUUGCCAGGAACCCAGCGCGCGAUGCUCAGGGCCGCUGACCGCCCCGCCGGCCGCUGACCGCCCCCGCCCGCCGCUGACGGCCCCCGGGGCCCGAGCCGACAUGGGUUGCUUCUGCGCCGCGCCCGAGGAGUUCUACUGCGAAGUUCUGCUCCUGGACGAGUCCAAGCUGACGCUCACCACGCAGCAGCAGGGCAUCAAGAAGUCAACCAAAGGCUCCAUUGUUCUGGACCAUGUAUUUCGGCACAUAAACCUUGUGGAGAUCGACUUUUUUGGGUUGCGGUACUGUGACCGAAGUCAUCAGACGUAUUGGCUGGAUCCUGCAAAAUCCCUUGCUGAACAUAAAGAACUGAUCAACACUGGACCUCCAUAUACUUUGUACUUUGGUAUUAAAUUUUAUGCUGAAGAUCCAUCUAAGCUUAAAGAAGAAAUAACCAGAUACCAGUUUUUCUUACAGGUGAAGCAGGAUGUUCUCCAGGGCCGCCUGCCGUGCCCUGCCAACACUGCUGCUCAGUUGGGUGCAUACGCCAUGCAAUCUGAGCUUGGAGAUUACGACCCAUAUAAGCACACUGCAGGGUACGUGUCUGAGUAUCGGUUUGUUCCAGAUCAGAAGGAAGAACUUGAAGAAGCCAUUGAGAGGAUUCAUAAAACUCUGAUGGGUCAGACUCCCUCUGAGGCAGAGCUGAAUUACUUGAGGGCUGCCAGAUCCCUGGAGAUGUAUGGUGUUGACCUCCAUCCUGUCUAUGGAGAAAACAAAUCUGAGUAUUUCUUAGGAUUAACUCCUGUUGGAGUUGUUGUGUACAAGAAUAAAAAGCAAGUGGGGAAGUAUUUCUGGCCUCGGAUUACAAAGAUUCACUUCAAGGAGACACAGUAUGAACUCAGAGUACUGGGAAAAGAUUGCAAUGAAACCUCAUUUUUUUUUGAAGCUCGAACUAAAAAUGCUUGCAAACAUCUCUGGAAAUGCAGUGUGGAGCAUCACACAUUCUUUAGAAUGCCAGAAAAUGAAUCAAAUUCAUUGUCAAGAAAACUCAGCAAGUUUGGAUCCAUAAGUUAUAAACACCGGUAUAGUGGCAGGACUGCAUUGCAAAUGAGUCGAGAUCUUUCUGUUCAACUUCCCCGGCCAGACCAAACUGUGGCGAGAAGUCGAAGCAAGACAUACCCUAAGAGAACAACCCAAACACAGCCAGCUGGAUCAAACAGUCGGGUAUCUGUAAACAUGGAAAAUGGAGAAAAUGAAGGAGCAACUAAAAUUAUCGCACCUUCACCAAUAAAAUGCUUUAAGAAAGCAAAGAAUGAAAACAGCCCUGAUAGCCAAAGAAGCAAGUCACAUGCACCAUGGGAAGAAAAUGGUCCUCAGAGCGGACUCUACAACACCCACAGUGACCGUGCCAGGUCCCCGAAGUUCCCUGCCACACGCCCCCGGAACCCAUCCUGCGGGAGUGAGGACUCUGCGCAUGCGACCAGGAGAAGGAAAGCCCACAAUAGUGGUGAAGACUUUGAUCUAAAGCAAAGGAGGAGGUCACGCUCACGCUGUAAUACAAGCAGUGGUAGUGAAUCAGAAAAUUCUAACCGAGAACACCGGAAGAAGAGAAAUAGGCUGCGGCAGGAGAAUGACCUGGUGGAUUCGGCGCCCCAGUGGGAAGCUGUAUUAAGGAGACAGAAGGAAAAAAUCCAGGCGGAUCCCAACAACCGCAGGUCCAGGCACAGAUCUCGCUCGAGGAGCCCUGAUGUUCAAGCAAAAGAAGAGUUAUGGAAGCAUAUUCAAAAGGAACUUGUGGAUCCUUCUGGACUGUCAGAAGAACAAUUAAAAGAAAUUCCAUAUACUAAAGUUGAGACACAGGGGGAUCCCGUCCGCAUCAGGCACUCGCACUCCCCGCGGAGCCACCGCCAGCACCGCAGAUCCCAGUGCUCGGAUGGAGAACGCUCAGUCCUCUCAGAGGUCAAUUCCAAAAUGGAUCUUGUCCCUCCACUUCCUGUGACCCGGUCCUCAGAUGCGCAGGGCUCUGGGGACUCCACCGUCCAUCAGAAAAGAAACGGAUCUAAAGACAGCCUGAUUGAAGAAAAAAAAUCUCAGACAUCUACAAGCAAUUUGUCUGGAAAACACACAGUAAAAACAGUAAAAACAAUGCAAGCUUCACGAUUCAAGACUUGACAUCAGCAAAAGAUUUGGGAGUGGGAAGGGUAUGCCAUCUUGAUUUGAAACUGUGAAUUUUAUUAUUCAAGUUAUCGUGAACCUGUGCAAGUUAUUUCUACAGAAGAAAAAUGAGUUGUAACCUUUAGAAAAAGCUUUCCAGGAUAUUUCUCUUUCUGCCUUCUUGUUUGGUAACUAGAUGCUAUCAGUCUAGUGAAAACUUGUUCACUUGAUGCCUACCACUCAUUCUUGGCAACCUCAGUACCAGAUGCUCCUGAUGCAAGUUGGGGUAUGCUGGCCCGCAGCAAGCUGUGCAGUAGUGGAGCAGCUUUCCCCAGCUUCCAGAGCUGCAGGCAUUUUCUAGUCAAAUGCAAUUUAUGGAUCGAAGUACACAUGUAAAAUAGCCUUUUUGGGUAAAUAUUGCUUUCCAUUUGUAUUGUCUUUGUCUUAAUGUCUCCAGGGAGGAAAAAAAAAACCCUUGGAUUUCAAAACUUUCAUUCUCAAAUGACCCUUCUCUGCAGGUGACUUCAUGUUUCUCCUUCCUGCAUUCAACCCCAUCCAUCUUUUUACACAGACCACCUAAUCAGCUCACAAACAGGACCCUCUCCACCUUGCAUUCUCCCCCACAUCCAUCGUUCUCGUGAUCUUCCCUUCUGCCCCAAAUGGCUCCUUCAUGUUUCUAUAUCUUACCGGUGUUUUGCCAAGUUAGUUCAACCGACUUGAAUAUCCUUCCCUCUACCUCAGGGCCAUCACGCCUGUCAGUGUACUCACUCACCUGGCACUCAUUGAUCAACACCAACUUUUCAUGGGUGGUUGCUUUUAACUUAUUGUGCCACUUCCACUGGCCCAAGAACUAUAUCCUCUUGCUUAGUUGAAAACUACUGUAGCCUCCAAUUUACCCCUUCUUGUUCAGGUCCUCAAGCCCGUUCUCUUACAUGUCAAGUCUAAUUUUUGUAACACUUCUAGUGACAUUAUGGCUACCUUUAAGUCUUAAAAAGUCUAAACUCCUAGAAAUUAAGGAAAACAGGUAUGUUGUCACCAGUUUGGCCUUAACCUCUUGUAGUCCAAGGUCUCUGCAUAUCACUCCCCCAAAUACCCAAAGUCACAAACUGGGUCUCCUCAGGUCUCCCCAAGUUGAAAUCCUACUGUGCACAAGACUUGUCCCACAGUAGGUAUUGUGAUGACAUUUCUUCCAUGUCCAGAGGCAGACCGUCUAGUUCACAACUGUACUCCCUGCCCUAGUAAAACAUUUCAAUAAAUUUUUUUGA